This is a messenger RNA of Aegilops tauschii subsp. strangulata, 8745 nucleotides long. RefSeq lists its product as uncharacterized. Gene Ontology annotation, molecular function: dipeptidyl-peptidase activity; serine-type exopeptidase activity. Gene Ontology annotation, biological process: proteolysis. NCBI's taxonomy places the organism in Eukaryota, Viridiplantae, Streptophyta, Magnoliopsida, Poales, Poaceae. The record is from RefSeq and is a predicted model, not a curated record.
CCACCCCUCACCACCUCCCUCCCUCUCGCCCGCUCGCCGUGCGAGCGUGUGUGUGUGUGUGUGUAAGUGCAGUGCUCGGUUUGGUCGGUCGCUGGUUCCAGAUCUCACCUCUACGGGGGCCGCCUCCUCCGAGCAGUUGGUCCGUUGGGCGCCGGGAAACCUUAGGGGGUAGGGACGGACCCAGCUAUGCUACGAACCGAGCGGUGGCAGUGCAGAAUCUUUGCAAAUACCCCGGUGACCAGGUGGUGAUCCACGGAUGUUUUGGUUGUGGAAUUUUGGUUUUGCACGCCGGGUUCACCACCGUCAGUGGCGGAGCUUUAUUACCAACAAAUAUUGGAAGCUCGUCAGCAUCAUCAUCUUGGUACAGACCGAGGGUUUGUUCGGUCGCUGGUUCCAGAUUCCACCUCCACGGGAGCCGCCUCCUCCGACCAGUUGGUCCGUUGGGCGCUGGGAACCCUUAGGGGGUAGGGAUGGACCCAGCGAUGCGAGGAACUGAGCGGUGGUGCUGCAGAGUCUUUGCAAAUACUCUGGUGACCAGGUGGUGAUCGACGGAAAUUUUGGUUUUGUACGCCCGGGGUCAUCACCAUCACCACUGUCAGUGGCGGAGCUUUACAAACAAAUAUUGGAAGCUCGUCAGAAUCAUCAUCUUCCUACAGACCGAGGGUUUGAUCGGUCGCUGGUUCCAGAUCCCACCUCCACGGGGGCCGCCUCCUCCGACCAGUUGGUCAGUUGGGUGCUGGGAACCCUUAGGGGUUAGGGACGGACCCAGCGAUGCGAGGAAUGGAGCAGUGGCAUUGUCAGAAUCUUUGCAAAUACCCUGGAGUCUGGAUAUUGGUAUAUCCAAAACAUCGUAUACUCCCUCCGUUCCUAAAUAUAAGUCUUUUUAGAGAUUACAAUACAGACUACAUAUGGAGCAAAAUGGGUGAAUCUACAUUCUAAAAUGCAGAUCAUCAUCAUCCUGUAUGUAGUCCUUGUUGAAAUCUCUAAAAUCUCCUCACAAUCAUCAUCAUCAUCUCCCUUGCUGUCACAAUCAGCUUGGUCCUCUUUGGUUCACAGGAUUCUAGAAAAGAAUGGCAGGAAUAUGUGAUUGUCCUAAAGAAUUCCUUUGAAUCAAAGAGGCCCCCAACUUGUUGCUGCUGCUGUUGUUGGUGGUGCAAGCUAUUGCAAAGUUCAUAUGAACUUCCUUUGGAUCAAAGAGGCCCUAAGGCUGUCGCACCUUUUGUUUGUGAAUGAUGCAUGGCUUUAUGAUUAACCAGUUUGUGGUUGCUGAACUGUGCCAUGCUGAAUGGAAUUUCCAUUUUGGCGAGUCCGCUCGAGUUGCUCUUAGCUGGUGCGGGGCUAUGAUGAUUGAUUAUGGCUGAUAUAAGCACACUCUCGAGCAAUUGAGGCACUUGCGGGUAUUAAGUUGGAUCCCCCCUUGUUUCUUUGAGCCGUUUUGAUCAUGUGCUUAUUUUAGUGGCUCUGUCCUUGGAUGGUCAUUUCUGAUGAGUGAUAACCAGGGCAGUUUCACCAUUGUAAGAACAAAUUGAUCCGGUGAUGGAGACACUAGGGAAAGGGUCAUAUGAUCGAGCAAAGGCGAAUCUGAGCCGGUGAGCCCAUUCAAAUGCAGUUCUGGUCUCAAGCACAAUGUGCUAUGUUGCCAUUCUGUAUUUGUAUUUAGCACCUCCUUGGUUUGCAGGAUUUUAAGAACACACUGAAGAAAAAAAAAUGCAGGAUUGCAUUGUUAGGGCAUCUCCACCGCAGACCCCCAAGGUUCCGUCCGCAAAUGUCUGCGGACAGCCGGCCGGGCCUAGGCCAUUCUUGCUAGGGCGAUGAUGAUUGACCAUGGCUGAAAUAGUGUGCCUUUGAGCAAUCGAGGCACCUGUGGGUAUCAAGUUGGAUCCUCCCUCUUGUCUCUAGAAUCCUUUGAUCCUGUGAUACUGAUUGCUCUGUCCUUGGACGGUCAUUCUUCUUGAGUGAUAACCAGGGCAGCUCCACAGUAUAAACUGGUUGAUCUGGUGAUAGCAGAUGAUGUGGGUAGGUUAUAUGAUCGAGCAAAGGCGAAUCUGAGCCCACUAUGCAAUAUAAGCUCCAAUGUUUAUAUUUGUCUUGUGUAAAGAUUUCUUCUCUUAUACCUUCAUUGCAUAAGUUAUGCUUGAUCUUUUAUCGUUCGCUGUUGCUCCUUAAUUUAAUCUGGUUAAGAGUAAGUUUCACUUUGUUAUAUUAGGGAGACUUCUAUUUUUCCGCAAGUUACCAGUUGCAGCUAUUUGUUCUUACAAUGCUUCAAAUAAUAAUGCAACUGGAUUUUUUUGGAGAGAAUGCUGGACUGUUCAUGUAAAGAGUGACCGAGGCGGCACGUCACAUGUUACUGUCUGUAUCCAUAAGCAAUUUUUCAACUGCUGUGAUUUAGUUGCUGGGCUAAUCUGGGCCAUUGAGCGGACAUUCCCUUUUGUUUUCUUUACUUUGUUCAGAAGCUUUCCCCAAUUCUGUCUAUCACCACUGCAUUUUUUGGAUCAUGCACCAGACUAAAUGUCGGUGAACUUCGAAGGAUGUGUGUUUUGUUAGCUUCUUAACUUGUUUCCUUGCUAAGUAAACCUUCGGGGUUAUUCAGUUUUGUUGCCCUCUUUGUAGAUAUAGUUUUGGUCUUUUACAUUGCUUUGUCAUGCACUCUUCCUGGCAAGCUUAUAACAGUGAUGACUUUGUCCAUUUAGUCAUAGCAACUAUUUGAAUUAUCAAAAUUCGCUACCAUUUGGUUACCACCAGAUGUUUGUCUUGACAAAACAUGGUCCAGGAAGGCAUUUUGUCUGCUAUGUUUUUUGAAAUAGAAUUCUGAUUCGGGGCAGUGAUGAUUGACCAUUGCUGAUAUAAGCAUGCUCGAGCAAUCGAGUAAGCUGUGGUAUAAGUUGAAUCCUCCCUUGUCUCUUGGAGCCGUUUCAACCACGACAAGAAUUAUGGGACGGAGGGAGUAUAUAUUUUUUUGUGGCUGUCCUUGGAAGGUCAUUUUGAUGAGUGAUAACCAGGGCAGCUCCACAGUAUAAACGGGCUGAUCUGGUUAUAAGAGAUGAGGGGGGGGGGGGGUAGGUUAUAUGAUCGAGCAAAGGCGAAUCUGAGCCCCCUCAAAUGCAAUUCUAGUGCUCCUUCAGCAUAAUAUGCUACGUUCUUUCUCUUUUUUUAUCUGUAUUUGAAGGUGUCGCUUAUUUUUAUAGCUGUCCUGUGUAUAUAUUUCUUCCCUCGUACCUUUAUUGUGAAGAUGUUCUUGCUCUUUUUUGUUUCGUUCUUACAUCUAUUCUGCACUAUACGUCAAGUAUCAGCCAAAAUAAAAUUUGGUCUUUGAUGCUACAUAUUCAGUUAAUUUUGUUCCCACUGUACAGCUUAAAUGGAUUGUCAUGGCCCCCCAGCACACUAUACUUUGUGGUUGCACACAUGCAUGGCAAAAUACUCCAAAUCUGAUGUGGUCUAAUGAUGCUCUAUCAUGUAUUUUAAAAGCAUGCCUUGGGGCAAGCUUCUAUAUCACCACCCUUCUCCACAGAAGCAUGUUCAAGUCAUAAGCUUGGUGAUGCUGUAAUUCAUAUGGUCAAUCAGAUAAUCAGUGCAACAUGCUCAUCAUAUGUUUGGAUGCAACUGAGAGUGCAGAUGCACAUUAGAUGCUGUGAAUAAAAGGUUGUGUGCUUGGCCAGUAAUUUUAAUAUGUGAGGCCUCCAUUGGCUAUGUAUAAUAUAAUGUUCUUUUGCCAUGUAUGUGUUCAGUGUUGGUUAACAAAAUGCUAAUGUUAAGUGAAAUUCUUUAAUAUCAAACGAAUUCUUUGUACAGAUUUUUUUUAGUUCUAUUGGAUUUCCCAUAAUAGUUUGUAUACCGGUCUACCAUUGUGUCUCUUCAUGAAUGUGGUACUGCUGAGCAAGCCUGAGAAGCCUUUGUAAUAGUUUGUGUAUUUCCUUUCAACUGCGAUAAUGUGUGCAUUUUCAUCUUGAUUCUAAAGUACAUCUUUCCUUUCUACUUGAAGUUAGAUGGAGGUCACUAGGCAUCAGGAGGAUUGCAUAGCCCAAUAUCCUCCCUUGUUACAUAAUUUUGCAAGCUAUUGGUGACCACGAAUAAUUAUGGGUGCUGUAUGCUAAACAAUGCUCUCUGUUUAAUGCAAAGUAUAUUGUUUGUAGGCACUAUUUGGUUUUGCUUGACAUUCGUUUUGGUGGUUUGCAUUUAAGUUAAAAUGCAGGCAGUGGUUGUUCUUUAUUGUUUGGUCAUUUGAUUUUGCUCUUCUUUUAGUUGUACUUGUUCUUUAUUGUUUUGGAUUUUGUUGCUUUCAGGAGAUAGCUUCUUCUCGGUUGCUUCUUCAGUCUUGUAAUCCAUGAUCAUUUUGCUGCUCUCAGUAGAUAGCAUAUUCUUUAUUCUUUGGUCAUUCGAAGGAUGUUUGUUUUGUUAGCUUCUUAACUUCCUUUUCCUUGCUAAGCAAGCCUUUCGGGUAAUUCUGUGUUGUUGCUGCCUUCUUUUUACAUAUAGUUUUGCAUCGCUUUGCUUUGCACUCUUCCUGGCAUGCUUAUAACAGAGACCUUUGUCCAUUAGACAUAGUAACUAUUUGAAUAAUCAAAAUUUGCUACCAUUUGGUCACCACCAGAAGUUUUUUAGUUGACAAAACAUGGUCCAGGAAGGUAUUUUGUCUGCUAUGUUUUUUGAAAUAGGAUUCUGAUUUGGGGCAAUGAUGAUUGACCAAUGCUGAUAUAAGCAUGCUCUCGAGCAAUCGAGUAAGCUGUGCAUAUUCAGCUGGAUCCUCCUUCGUCUCUUGGAGCCGUUUCAACCAUGACAAGAAUUAUGGAACGGAGGGAGUACUAAGAGCAACUCUAGCAGAUUUGCUAUAUUUUUGGUGGCUCUGUCCUUGGAAGGUCAUCUUGACGAGUGAUAACCAGGGCAGCUCCACACUAUAAACGGGUUGAUCUGGUGAUAAGAGAUGAUGGGGGUAGGUUACAUGAUCGAGCAAAGGCGAAUCUGAGCCCCCCUCAAAUGCAAUUCUAGUGCUCUUUCGGCAUAAUGUGCUACACUGUUUCUCUUUUUUUAUCUGUGUUUGGAAGGUGUCGCUUAUUUAUGCAACUGUGUUUAUAGCUGUCCUGUGUACAUAUUUCUUCCCUCUCAUACCUUUAUUGCGUAAGUUGUUCUUGCCCUUUUUUUUUCCGUUCUUGCAUCUGUCUGCACUAUAGUACAUCAAGUAUCAGCCAAGAAAAAUUUGUACUUUGAUGCUACACAUUCAGUUUUCAACUUAAAUGGAUUCCUGUGGCCCCCAGCACACUAUAUUUUGUGGUUGCACACACGCACAGCAAAAUACUCCAAAACUGCUGUGGUCUUAUAAUGCUCUAUCAUGUACUAUUUUAAUAAGCAUGCCUGAGAGCCAGCCCUUCUCCACAGAAGCAAGUUCAAGUCAUAAGCCAGUGUUGGUGGUGCUGUAAUUCGUAUGGUCAAUCAGAUAAUCAGGGCAACAUGCUUGUCGCAUACCUUUUGGAUACAAUUGAGAGUGCAUAUGCACAUUAAAUGCUGUGAAUCAAAGCUUGUGUGCCUGGUCAGUAAUUUUGAUAUGUGAGCCCUUGAUUGGCUUAUGUAUAAUAUGUUGUUCUCUCGCCAUGUAUGUGUUGGGUGUUGGUUAACAAGAUGAUGAUGUUCAGUAAAAAAUUUCUAUAUCAAACAAAUUUGUUUUACAGAGUUUUUUAGUUCUAUUGAAUUUCCCAUGAGAGUUUGUAUACCGGUCUACCAUUUUGACUCUUCAUGAAUGUGGUCUUGCUGAGCAAGCCUGAGAAGCCCUUGUACUAAUAGUUUGUAUUUGAGCAGUUUCUUCCUUUCAACUGCGAUGAUGUGUGCAAUUUCAUCUUGAUUCUAAAGUAGAGUUUCCUUUCUACUAGUAGGCAUCAGGAGGAUUACAUAGCCCAAUAUCCUCGCUUGCCACAUAAUUUUGCAAGCUAUUGGUGACCACAAAUUAUUAUGGGUUCUGUAUGCCAAACAAUGUGCUCUGUUUAAUGCAAUUUUUUUUAUUAUAUUGCUAUUGCACAAGAUUUCUGGUUCCUCCUAAUUUUGAGGCACUAUUUGGUUAUGCUUGACAGUAAUUUUGGCGCUUUAGAUUUCAGCUAGAAUGCACGCAGGAUAUGUUGUUUGCUCAUUUGAUCUUUUUCUUCUCUCCUACGUCUACUUGUUCUUUAUUUGUUUCUGAUCAUUUUGCUGCUCUCAAGAGAUGCCUACCAUAUUCUCGCCUGGUUCAUCAGUGACCUCAUCCAUUUGGUUUGGUGCCAAAAGAGGAAGGGUCUCCCAACCAAGUUUCAUGUUGAUCUUAUUGGCUCUAGCUGUGAUCUUGUAGAUAUAGCUGCCUGUGGAACAUAUUUUUGCGUCUCCUAAGUUGGGUUCUAGAGUGGUUGCACUCUGUUAUACCAAGGUAGACUUGCUGGCUUGUUUUUAAAUGGUUGUCAUACCAGCAUUGUUUUCUCCCAGCAAAUUGCCAGCUGCAGCAGUUUGUUCUUACAUGCGACAGAGAACGAGUAUGGUGCAUGUUUGCUGUCUGUAGCCAUAAGCAAUUUUUUGACUGCUCUGAAUGAUUGAGUUGCUGGGUUUAGCUGAGCCAGUGUGGUGAUAUUUUGACUGCCGUUACUGUUGCCUCGAGUGCCCGUUUGGGUGUUCGACGCCUACGGUCUGUUCCAAGUGCUGCGGUUUUGUCGUGUUACCCCGUGACAGGUUUCUUCAAUGUUAAUAGGCAUCAUUCAGCAUGUUCUUGUUUUCUCAAACCGUUUUGUCUCAAUCUCUUGGACCUGGUUUGAAAAUUAUACACUUUUGGUUGUACGUGUGCAGGGCUGCAUGUAGGCUGGCUGCGGUGGCUGGGAGUGUGUACGUUCUCGCACACCCGCGCCUUCUUAAAUCCCACACCACAUGGGCAGUGACUCCGGCGAGCUGCAGGGAGUGACGGGCAGAAAUGGCGGCCUCCUCCCUCCUCGCCGCCAUCCUGGCGCUGCAGCUGCUUCUCCUCCUCGUGGCAUUCACGCCCGCACCAGCAGCAGCAGCGAGCCCCUCCAAGCGCCCCAUCCAUCAGCCUCCCUCUUUCCCCGCAGGAAUCUCUACCCUGCGGCGGCGGGCUGCAAGCUCGAGCGGCAGGCUCGCCACGGAGGCGGUGAAGCCGUUCACGGCGCACUACUUCCCCCAGGAGCUGGACCACUUCACCUUCACGCCCAACUCCUCUCGCGUCUUCUCCCAGAAGUACCUCCUCAACGACACCUUCUGGCGGAAACCCACCGGGCCGCUGUUCGUGUACAUGGGCGGCGAGGCUGACAUCGAGUGGUUGGCCACCACCACCGGCUUCAUGUUCGACAUCGCGCCAGAGUUCGGGGCUCUCAUCGUCUUCAUCGAGCAUCGGUUCUACGGGGAGUCAAAGCCGUUCGGCAAUGACUCGUACAAGUCAGUUGACAUGUUGGGCUACCUGACGUCCACACAGGCGCUCGCCGACUUUGCCAUCCUCAUCACGAGCCUUAAGCAGAACAUGUCCAUUGUUGAUGCCCCCGUCGUCGUCUUCGGCGGCUCUUAUGGCGGCAUGUUGGCUUCAUGGUUCAGGUUAAAGUAUCCCCAUGUCGCCAUCGGAGCCCUGGCGUCCUCUGCACCCAUCCUGCACUUCGACGACAUCACCCUGUGGUCAAGCUUCCAUGAUACCGUCUCACAGGACUUCAAGUCCGAGAGCCUGAAUUGCUUCAGUGUCAUCAAGGCAGUCUGGGAUGUGCUAGAUAACAGGGGAUCCAAUGACACAGGGCUCUUGGAGCUCAGCAAAACCUUCAGGGCCUGCAAGACCGUGCAGUUCAUUUAUCCGCUGAGCAGCUGGCUACAGACAGCGUUCAUCCACACAGCCAUGAUGGACUAUCCAACCCCAGCAAAUUUCUUGAUGAAUCUGCCUGCUUACCCAGUCAAGGAGAUGUGCAAGAUCAUUGAUUCUUUUCCUGCGGGAGCUGACGUCAUCGACAAGGCUUUCGCUGCGGCGAGCGUGUACUACAAUUACACAGGCAACCAGAAAUGCUUCCAGGUGGAGGGUGGCGAUGACCCUCAUGGCUUCAAAGGAUGGGGCUGGCAGGCCUGCACAGAGAUGGUCAUGCCAAUGACGGUGUCGAACGAGAGCAUGUUCCGACCAUCCAGCUUCAGUUACGAGAAGAUGUCCGAGAACUGCCUCGCGGGCUACGGAGUUCGUCCGAGGAUGCACUGGAUCACUUCUGAAUAUGGUGGCCAUAAAAUUGACAAGGUUCUCAAGAGGUUUGGGAGCAACAUCAUCUUCUCCAACGGGAUGCGAGACCCAUGGAGUGGAGGCGGGGUACUCAAGAACAUAUCAUCCAGCAUCAUUGCUCUUGUCACGGAGAAAGGGGCCCAUCAUUUGGACUUGAGAUCUGCAACCAAGGAUGAUCCAGACUGGGUUGUAGAACAAAGGAGACAGGAAGUUGAGAUCAUACAUGGAUGGAUAGAUCAGUAUAACAAGGACACUGCACAGGGGUAGCAGUAAGAAGGCGGCAUUGAUUUUCAGAGUCAAGGAAAAUAAAUAUGGCUUGGUGGCUUUAUUAAUCUAAAGUCGGGCAAUCGUUUUUUAUCUAAAUAAAUAAAUUAAUAUGGCUACAUACAAAAUGUAAGGAUUUUCCUUUCUUCUACAGGGCGAUAAGCACAAAAAAAGAGAUAAUGCAUUAGUGCAACUUCAAAUUCAAUUAUACACCAGAAAUUCUUGAACUUAAGCAGUCAUAUAUACGUGAAUCAUGAAUGCAGAGGUUCUCCUUUUCUUAA